Messenger RNA from Annulohypoxylon maeteangense, 2331 nucleotides. Its product is annotated as GTPase. Gene Ontology annotation, biological process: regulation of actin cytoskeleton organization; regulation of GTPase activity. NCBI's taxonomy places the organism in Eukaryota, Fungi, Ascomycota, Sordariomycetes, Xylariales, Hypoxylaceae. The transcript is spliced from 5 exons. Gene Ontology annotation, molecular function: protein binding; GTPase activator activity. Gene Ontology annotation, cellular component: cell cortex. The record is from RefSeq and is a predicted model, not a curated record. Bases 1 to 2331 code for a protein of 776 amino acids.
AUGUUACAAACACCUUCUAGGGCAUCAACAGCCUCGUCUUCGUCGUUUCAGCCGAUUUCUCGCCAGAACACCAUGUCUUCCUACGAGGGUUCGCGCUCGGCGCGUCAGUCUAAGCGAUACUCUAUGUCGGCUUUAUACUUGUCUAUGUCGGCGAACGAGUCGGAUCUAGAAAUUGAAGAUGAUUUGGCAAAAGCUCAGAAGAUAUUGCGCGAGUUAAAAUCCAAGAUUUCCUCGCAAUCAAAGAAGAAUUUCGUCCUCGAAAAGGAUGUUCGAUAUCUCGAUUCUCGAAUUGCCCUAUUAAUCCAGAACCGGAUGGCUUUAGAAGAGCAAAACGAAGUUGCGAGCCAUCUCGAAGACGCGACCGAUCUGCAAGAGGGCGCGUUUCCUAACGACGACAAAACACAAAAAUAUGGCAACCUCUUGUUCUUAUUGCAGUCUGAGCCUAGGCACAUAGCCCAUCUGUGUAGGCUAGUGUCCAUGUCUGAGAUUGACUCCCUGCUACAGACCGUCAUGUUCACCAUUUACGGAAAUCAAUACGAAAGUCGAGAAGAACAUCUACUCUUGACUAUGUUUCAGUCCGUUUUAACCUAUCAAUUCGAUACGACACCGGAAUAUUCGUCCCUUCUCCGAGCAAAUACGCCGGUCUCCCGUAUGAUGACUACCUACACUAGGCGUGGUCCCGGGCAGAGUUUCUUGCGAACAGUACUGGCGCAAAGAAUCAACAGCUUGAUCGAAUUGACGGAUCUCGACCUCGAGAUCAACCCCUUGAAGGUCUAUGAGCGCAUGUGUCAACAAAUCGAGGAAGAUACCGGUGGUCUCCCGGCAAAUCUUCCUAGAGGCAUUACGGGAGAGCAGGCUGCCGAAAACCCCCAAGUCCAGGCUAUCAUUGAACCUCGUUUGACGAUGCUGACGGAAAUUGCUAAUGGCUUUCUGACUACGAUCAUCGAGGGACUCGAGGAGGCCCCGUACGGUAUUCGAUGGAUAUGCAAGCAGAUUCGAAGUUUGACGAAGCGAAAGUACCCCGAUGCAAAUGACCAGGUCAUUUGCACACUGAUUGGUGGCUUUUUCUUCCUUCGUUUCAUCAAUCCCGCUAUUGUCACACCGAAAUCGUACAUGCUUAUCGACGGAGUGCCUUCUGAGCGACCUCGGCGUACCUUGACGUUAGUUGCUAAGAUGUUGCAGAAUCUGGCUAAUAAGCCAUCGUAUGCCAAAGAACCAUACAUGGCCAAGUUGCAGCCGUUCAUCCAACAGAACAAGGACCGUGUCAACAAGUUCAUGCUCGACCUUUGUGAGGUUCAAGAUUUCUACGAGAGUCUCGAGAUGGACAAUUAUGUUGCACUUUCCAAGAAGGAUCUCGAGCUUUCUAUCACCCUAAACGAGAUAUACGCCAUGCACGCCUUGAUCGAGAAGCAUACUGCGGAGCUCUGUAAAGAUGAAUCGUCUCAUUUGUCUCAAAUCAUUUCGGAGCUAGGCCAUGCACCCGCACAAGUACCUCGGAAAGAGAACAGAGCCAUUAACCUUCCCCUAUUCAGCCGAUGGGAGACCGCCAUCGAUGAUUUAACAGCAGCUUUAGAUAUUACGCAGGAAGAGGUCUACUUCAUGGAAGCUAAGUCCAUAUUUGUACAGGUUAUGCGGUCUAUCCCUGCGAACAGUUCGGUCGCCCGUCGCCCAUUACGCCUGGAGAGAAUUGCGGAUGCAGCAGCCACAUCGAGAAAUGACGCAGUUAUGGUCCGAAAAGGUAUCCGGGCCAUGGAACUACUUAGCCAACUCCAGGAGAUGAAAGUUAUCGAUAAAUCCGACCAAUUUAGCCUCCUCAGGGACGAAGUUGAGCAAGAGUUGCAGCAUUUAGGUUCUUUGAAGGACGGUGUCAUUGCGGAGACUGCUAAGCUUGAAGAGGUGUACAAGACGAUCAGGGACCACAACUCAUACCUCGUCGGCCAAUUGGAGACGUACAAGAGCUAUCUUCACAAUGUGCGAAGCCAAUCCGAAGGUACGAGACGAAAGCAGCAGAAACAGCAAAUUCUUGGCCCGUACAAAUUUACUCACCAGCAAUUGGAAAAGGAGGGUGUCAUUCAGAAGAGCAAUGUCCCUGAUAACAGAAGGGCCAACAUCUACUUUAAUUUCACCAGCCCUUUGCCGGGAACCUUUGUGAUAUCGCUCCAUUACAAAGGACGCAACCGUGGGCUUCUGGAGCUCGAUCUCAAGCUAGAUGACCUACUAGAGAUGCAGAAGGAUAACCAGGACGAUUUAGACCUUGAAUACGUACAGUUCAACGUCACGAAGGUAUUGGCCUUGUUAAACAAGCGCUUUGCUAGAAAGAAGGGUUGGUGA